CCAAAUUGAAUCGGUGUUGUUCUAUCGAGUAAAAUAAAAUAGAAUAGGAUACAAAAUAUUUCCGUUGCUCGUUUCAUCCUCCAUUUCCCCUGUUACAUUCGUCAUUUAUCUAAUUAUAUUAUAUCAAAUCAGUCUCUUCGGCGCACCUCCGCGUUGAUCAAUCAAAGGCAUAAUUGCAUAUUGAUUAUAAUAAUCGAGUUUUUAAUCGGGAUUCUGAAUUGAUUUAUGUUGGGGGUUGAGCUCAAUCGGAAUUUUAUAUCGUGGUAAUUUAGUAUAGGGUUUCUGAUAUUGAGGGAGAUGAACAGGAUUUUGGAACUAAGAGAGCGUCUGAUCGCCGAUUAACCGGCGAGGUGAUUCCCUGCUUUGAGGGGUUUGGGCUUUUGUAUGGAAACUCGGAGCCGGAAGCGGGCGGAGGCCACCUCAUCAGCGCCUUCUUCUUCCUCUGGUCCAACCACCCGAGCUGCCAAGCGAGCUCGUUUGAACGCCUCCGCAUCUACUCCCACUACUGCUACCGCCACUGCCUCUAAUUCCGCGUCGAUCGCUACUCGUUCCCGAGUGCCCACUCGUUCUCGUGCUGCCAACCGUUCCCAGGACUCAAUUGCAGCUUCCGCACCGAUGGACUCCACUAAUGAAUCCUCUGGGUCUGCCACCCGCAGUCGCCGCGGUAGGAACCCUACUCAUACUUCCGAUAAGGACAGUUCGGUUAAAGGCAAAGAGAAAGAACACGAGGUUAGGAGUAGGGGAAGGGAUAGAGAUGCUGAAAGGAGCAUUGGGUUGAAUCUAGAAUCUGGGGGAGGUGACGAUGAUGAAAAUGACAGUGAAGGAGGUGUUGGAAUUUUGCAGCAUAAUUUAACUUCUGCAAACAGUGCACUUCAGGGUCUGCUCAUGAAACUGGGUGCUGGGUUGGAUGAGUUGCUUCCAAGCGCAGCAAUGGGUUUGGGGUCUUCCUCGCAUCAAAAUGGUCGACUCAAGAAGAUAUUGUCCGGGCUUAGGGCGGAUGGUGAGGAAGGAAAGCAAGUAGAGGCUUUGACACAGCUUUGUGAUAUGCUUUCCAUAGGGACUGAGGAUUCACUCAGCACUUUCUCAGUCGAUUCGUUUGUUCCAGUGUUGGUUGGUUUACUUAAUCAUGAGAGUAAUCCAGAUAUCAUGCUUCUUGCUGCCAGGGCAUUGACCCAUCUGGUUGAUGUUCUACCAUCUUCAUGUGAGGCAGUUGUACGUUAUGGUGCAGUUUCAUGCUUUGUUGCUCGCCUGCUCACAAUUGAAUACAUGGACUUGGCUGAACAGUCUUUACAAGCUCUAAAGAAGAUAUCUCAGGAGCACCCUACAGCUUGUUUGAGAGCUGGUGCACUUAUGGCUGUGCUUUCAUACCUUGAUUUCUUCUCUACUGGAGUUCAGAGAGUAGCAUUAUCCACUGCUGCAAAUAUGUGCAAGAAACUCCCAUCAGAUGCAGCUGACUUUGUUAUGGAAGCUGUUCCAUUGUUAACAAACCUCCUUCAGUAUCAUGACGCCAAGGUUCUAGAACAUGCUUCCAUCUGCUUGACUCGAAUUGCUGAGGCAUUUGGAUCUUCUCCCAAGAAGUUGGAUGUACUGUGUAAUCAUGGACUUCUUACACAAACUGCUUCUCUUAUCUCUGCUAGUAAUUCUGGCGGUGGUCAGGCUUCCCUUAGCACUUCAACAUACACAGGCUUGAUUCGGCUUCUCUCAACAUGUGCACGUGGCUCUCCUCUGGGAACAAAAACUUUGCUUCUCCUUGGAAUCACUGGCAUUCUUAAAGAAAUUCUUUCUGGAUAUGGUCUUCUCAGCAAUGUAUCUGUUCCAUCUGCUUUUAAUAGACCACCGGAGCAGAUUUUUGAAAUUGUGAAUCUGGCUAAUGAACUUCUCCCCUCAUUACCUGAUGGAACAAUCUCUCUUCCAGUCAGCACUAAUGUGUUUGUCAAGGGUUCUUUAAAUAAGAAAUCUAUCGGUGGUGAUUCUAGCAAACAGGAGGAUGCAAAUGCAACUUCUCAGGAGGUUUCAUCCCGUGAGGAACUGUUAAAAGAGCAGCCUGAGCUUCUGCAGCAAUUUGGAAUCGACCUCCUUCCUGUUCUAAUCCAGAUAUAUGGGUCUAGUGUGAAUGGUCUUGUUCGGCACAAGUGUCUCUCAGUUAUUGGGAAACUUAUGUACUUCAGCACUGCUGAUAUGAUUCAGUCCUUGAAUAGCAUCACUAGCAUAUCAAGUUUUUUGGCUGGUGUUUUAGCCUGGAAAGAUCCUCAAGUACUGGUUCCUGCCCUUCAAAUUGCUGAAAUCUUAAUGGAAAAGCUCCCUGGUACUUUUGCCAAAAUGUUUGUUCGAGAGGGUGUUAUUCAUGCUGUAGAUGCACUAGUAUUAGCUUCUUCUGGCACUGCUUCUCAGCCAUCAUCCUCUGAGAAGGAUAAUGAUUGUAUACCUGCUUCAUCAUCUCGUUCCAGGCGUUAUCGACGUCGAGGCUGUAAUUCAAAUACAGAUACAUUCUCCACUGAAGAUCCUAAAAGUUCAGUUCCAAACAUUGGCUCACCCCCAAAUCCUAGGGAAGUUCCUACUGCCAGUUCUAGUCUUCGCAUGGCUGUCGGUGCUCGUGCAAAAGCUUUCAAAGGAAAGUAUUUCCCUUCAGAUCCUGCGUCUACUGAAGCUGGUGUUACAGAUGAUCUUCUUUGCCUGAAGAAUCUUUGUGCUAUGCUGAAUGCCACUCUUGAUGGGCAAGUGAUUAAAACCAAGGGAAAAUCAAAAGCUUCUGGCCCUCAACUUGGUGAAAUUUCUGCUGGUAAAGAGGAAAGUUUAAUUGGUCUGAUAGCUGAGAUGCUGGGGGAGCUUAGCAAGGGAGAUGGUGUUUCAACCUUUGAGUUUAUUGGAAGUGGUGUUGUGGAGUCCUUGCUGAAUUAUUUUACAUGUGGAUACUUCUCUAAGGAAAGAAUUUCAGAUCCUCAUCUUUCUAGGCUUCGACAACAAGCAAUCAAAAGAUACAAGUCUUUUAUUGCUGUUGCCCUUCCUGUUGGUGUUGAUGAAGGGAAUUUGGCUCCUAUGAGUGUUUUGGUUCAAAAGCUUCAAAAUGCUCUCUCUUCCUUGGAGCGCUUCCCUGUUGCACGCCUUUCUUCUGGCUUAAGUGCUCUAUCUCAACCUUUCAGGCUGCGUCUUUGUAGAGCACAAAGUGAAAAGUCCCUUCGCGAUUAUUCAUCAAAUGUUGUAUUGAUUGAUCCACUUGCAACUUUAGCUGCCAUAGAAGACUUCCUCUGGCCCCAUGUUCACAGAAUGGAAUCUGAACAAAAGACCUCUGCAUCAGUUGGCAAUUCUGAGACAAGUACCAUGCCUACUGGAGCUGGUGCACCAUCUCCAUCUACUUCAACUCCUGCUUCUCGUCGCCAUUCUACACGAUCAAGGUCUGUUCUGAAUAUAACAGAUGCUGCAAAGGGAUCAUCACAAGAAAAAAAUGCAAGCUCAUUAAAAGGAAAGGGUAAGGCUGUUCUGAAAUCAGCUCAAGAAGAGGGAAGCGGACCGCAAACAAGAUAUGCUUCUCAUAGAAGAGCUGCUUUGGAUAAAGAAUCACAAGUUAAUCCUGUGGAUGUGAACUCCACUUCUGAGGAUGAGGACAUUCCUCCUGUUGAAGUUGACAGUCCUUUGGUGAUUGAAGAUGAUGAUAUCUCUGAUGAUGAAGAUGAAGAUGAAGAUGAAGAGGACCAUGACGAUGUUUUGAGGGAUGAUUCACUUCCUCUUUGCAUGCCUGAUAAAGUGCAUGAUGUGAAACUGGGUGACUCCUCUGACGCCAGUCCUGUUGCCAAUGCACCAAGUGAUAGCCAGACAAAUGCUGGUGGUGGUUCCUGCAGCAUAGCUGCUUCCCUUCGAGGAUCUGAUUCUUCUGAGUUUAGGAGUGGAAGUUCUUAUGGUUCUAGGGGUGCAAUGUCAUUUGCUGCAGCUGCAAUGGCAGGACUCACGUCCAGAGGCGUGAGGGGAGGAAAGGACCGGCAAGGACAUUCUCUCUUUACUUCUAAUGAUUCUGGAAGAUUAAUAUUUUCCACGGGUGGGAAGCAGCUAAAUAAGCAUUUGACUAUUUACCAGGCCAUUCAACGGCAGCUUGUCCUAGAUGAAGAUGAUGAUGAGAGAUAUGGGGAAGGAGAUUUUGUAUUGAGUGAUGGAAGCAGAAUUUGGACCAACAUUUACACCAUCACAUACCAAAGGGCAGGCAGCCAAGCUGAGAAGGGUGUGAAUGGUGCUGGUACAUCAACUUCCUCCAAGUCUACAAAAGCUAGUUCUUCAGUGGAUUUAAGUGAAGAUUCCUUACUGCAUCAAAUAUCACUAUUAGAUAGUAUUUUGCAGGGAGAUCUUCCUUGUGAUCUUGAUAAAAGUAACCCUACAUAUAACAUUUUAUCACUUCUACGUGUACUGGAGGGUUUGAAUCAGCUUGCACAGCGUAUGCGGGUCCAGUCAGUGAUUGACAAUUUCUCUGAAGGGAAAAUAUGUAGUCUAGAUGAACUAAAUGUCAGUGGUGUCAAAAUUCCUUCAGAGAAGUUUGUCAAUAGUAAGCUCACUCCAAAGUUGGCUCGGCACAUCCAGGAUGCACUUGCACUCUGCAGUGGAUCUCUUCCAUCAUGGUGUUACCUUUUAACAAAGGCUUGUCCCUUUCUGUUCCCAUUUGAGACUAGGCGUCAGUACUUUUAUUCAACUGCUUUUGGGUUGUCUCGAGCAUUAUAUCGACUUCAACAGCAGCAAGGUGCUGAGGGUACUGGAUUGACAAAUGAGAGAGAGGUAAGGCUUGGGAGGCUACAGCGGCAGAAAGUCCGUGUCUCCAGGAAUCGCAUAUUGGACUCUGCUGCAAAAGUAAUGGAGAUGUACUCUACCCAAAAAGCUGUUCUUGAAGUUGAAUAUUUUGGUGAAGUUGGAACAGGAUUGGGCCCUACUCUAGAGUUUUAUACCCUUCUAAGUCAUGACCUACAGAAAGCAGGACUAGGAAUGUGGAGAACAAGCUUACAUCCCAACAAACAUGCAGCAGAAAUGGAUGUUGAUGAGCGAGUAAAUGGAAAACCUGGUGAUACCUUUGGCUUGAACUCGGAUGGUGGUGAUAAAGAUCUUAUCUUAGCACCUCUUGGGUUAUUCCCACGUCCUUGGCCUCCAAGUGCAGAAAAUACUGAGGAUGGUAAAUUCUCUAAGGUAAUAGAAUAUUUCCGGCUACUAGGACGUGUAUUGGCGAAAGCCCUUCAAGAUGGGCGGCUUUUGGACCUUCCACUGUCUACUGCCUUCUAUAAGCUUGUACUUGGUCAGGAACUUGAUCUGUAUGAUAUUCUUUCUUUUGAUGCUGAACUGGGUAAAACUAUACAAGAGUUGCAAGCUCUUGUAUGUCGGAAGCAAUAUCUAGAAUCAACUGGAGGUGAUAACAGAGACAAAAGUCACAAAACCACUGAUUUAUACUUUCAUGGGACUCCAGUUGAAGACCUUUGCUUAGAUUUCACUCUCCCAGGCUAUCCCGAAUAUAUUCUGAAACCAGGGGAUGAAAAUGUUGAUCUUAAUAAUUUGGAGGAGUACAUAUCUCUAGUGGUUGAUGCAACAGUCAAGACUGGAAUUGUGCAACAAAUGGAAGCGUUUCGAUCUGGCUUCAAUCAGGUAUUUGAUAUUUCAACCCUACAAAUAUUUUCUCCAAAUGAGUUGGACCAUUUGCUUUGUGGCCGUCGAGAGUUGUGGAAGGCUGAGACACUGGUGGAUCACAUCAAGUUUGACCAUGGUUACACUGCUAAGAGCCCUGCCAUUAUAAAUUUGCUGGAGAUCAUGGGUGAAUUCACUCCUGAACAGCAAAGGUCUUUCUGUCAAUUUGUUACUGGUGCUCCUCGGCUUCCUCCUGGUGGCCUGGCAGCGUUGAAUCCCAAGUUGACAAUUGUGAGGAAGCAUUCUUCAAGCACUGGAAAUGUGGGGCAAAAUGGUAACGGGGCAUCAGAGUCUGCAGAUGAUGACCUGCCUAGUGUAAUGACUUGUGCUAAUUACCUGAAACUUCCUCCAUACUCCACCAAGGAAAUGAUGUACAAGAAGUUGGUGUAUGCAAUCAAUGAAGGUCAAGGAUCCUUUGAUUUAUCGUAGUUGAAGCAAAGUAAGUAGUUGGAGUUGUGCUUAACAGUUAGAAGUUUGAUUGAAAUUAUUGGUGAAGAAGGAAGGGAGGAGUUCUGACUAUUAUCUAUCCCAGCAGCAACAUCUAAGCUCAAGAUGGGGAGUCGUUGGAGGAUGCAACUUUUUUUUAAUCCUAGGGUGGUCGCCUCAUUUCUGCUGCAAAUUCUUGUAAAUACGUAGAGAAUCAUUCUUUUAAUUAUUAUUAUUAUUACUAUUUUUAAUUUUAACUAAUUUAGAUGAUAGCUAGAAUGGAUAUGCACAUUUUAUGGGCAGUGGUUGCCAUCUUUCUCCGCUUAACACUACUGUUAUUAUGUUACGUUUAUGCUUAGUAUAGUAAUAAUAAAUUUAAUAAUAACAAAUAGAGUAAAUUUCACUUUUA
Ipomoea triloba (trilobed morning glory) is the source of this 6481-nucleotide messenger RNA. Its product is annotated as E3 ubiquitin-protein ligase UPL3-like. The coding region runs from base 385 to 6075 and encodes 1896 amino acids. Gene Ontology annotation, molecular function: ubiquitin protein ligase activity; protein binding. Gene Ontology annotation, biological process: protein polyubiquitination; proteasome-mediated ubiquitin-dependent protein catabolic process. The transcript has 18 exons. The record is from RefSeq and is a predicted model, not a curated record. Lineage: Eukaryota; Viridiplantae; Streptophyta; Magnoliopsida; Solanales; Convolvulaceae.